Lotus japonicus is the source of this 2893-nucleotide messenger RNA. Its product is annotated as protein ROOT HAIR DEFECTIVE 3 homolog 2. Lineage: Eukaryota; Viridiplantae; Streptophyta; Magnoliopsida; Fabales; Fabaceae. Gene Ontology annotation, cellular component: endoplasmic reticulum. The transcript is spliced from 22 exons. Gene Ontology annotation, biological process: endoplasmic reticulum membrane fusion. Gene Ontology annotation, molecular function: GTPase activity; GTP binding. The record is from RefSeq and is a predicted model, not a curated record. The coding region runs from base 163 to 2661 and encodes 832 amino acids.
CAACACACGUGUCGUGGAGCAACGUCAAACAGAAGCCAACAAACACAAACUUCACGUCUCGUUUAUUCUUCUCUUCUCUUGUAAACAGUGCAGUGAAAGAGUCGCACCACAAUCAACGAAUCACAGAUCCAAGUCAGAGAGAUCUGAACUUCACUCCGAUCCAUGGCGAGAAUCGACGACGAUUGCCACGCCACGCAGCUCAUCGACGGCGACGGCACCUUCAACGUCGCCGGCCUCGACACUUUCAUCAAAACCUCCAGCCUCGCCGCUUGUGGCCUCUCCUACGCCGUCGUCGCCAUCAUGGGUCCUCAAAGCAGCGGGAAGAGUACAUUGAUGAAUCAUCUUUUCCACACAAGUUUCAGGGAGAUGGAUGCUUUCAGGGGAAGAUCGCAAACGACUAAGGGCAUUUGGAUAGCCAAGUGUGUUGGAAUUGAGCCUUGCACUGUUGCUAUGGAUUUAGAGGGCACUGAUGGAAGGGAGAGGGGUGAGGAUGAUACCGCUUUUGAGAAACAGAGCGCUCUUUUUGCUUUAGCAGUAUCAGAUAUUGUUCUGAUAAACAUGUGGUGUCAUGAUAUUGGUCGAGAACAAGCAGCCAAUAAGCCUCUUUUAAAAACAGUUUUUCAGGUGAUGAUGCGUUUAUUCAGUCCCCGCAAGACAACAUUGCUUUUUGUUAUUCGUGAUAAAUCAAAGACACCGAUGGAAAAUUUGGAGCCUAUUCUGAGAGAAGAUAUUCAAAAGAUUUGGGAUGCAGUUUCAAAACCCCAAGCUCACAAAAAUACUCCUCUCAGUGAAUUUUUUAAUGUGGAGGUUACUGGAUUGUCAAGCUAUGAGGACAAGGAGGAUAAGUUUAAGGAGGAGGUUGCUCAAUUAAGGCAGCGUUUCUUCCAUUCUGUAGCGCCUGGAGGCCUUGCCGGUGAUCGGCGUGGUGUUGUGCCUGCGUCUGCUUUUUCCAUUAGUGCACAGCAAAUAUGGAACGUUAUACGAGAGAACAAGGAUCUUGAUCUUCCGGCUCAUAAGGUAAUGGUUGCAACUGUGCGUUGUGAAGAGAUAGCUGAUGAAAAAUUCAGUCAUCUACGUACUGACGAGGGUUGGUUGGAAUUGGAGGAAGCUGUUGAAUCAGGCCCCGUACGAGGUUUUGGGGAAAAGUUGAGCUCCAUUAUUGAUACCUACCUUUCUCAAUAUGAUGAGGAGGCAAUGUUCUUUGAUGAAGCUGUGAGAAAUGCAAAACGAAAGCAAUUGGAAUCAAAUGCAUUGGAUUUUGUACACCCUGCUUAUACAACAAUGUUGGGGCACCUACGUUCUAAAGCUCUAGAUGAUUUCAAGACUAAGCUGGAUCAAUCACUAAACAAUGGUGAAGGGUUCGCUUCAUCUGUUCACAGGUGGACUCAGUCUAUUAUGCUCGAGUUUGAUAAAGGAUCUGCUGACGCUGCUAUAAGACAGGCCAAUUGGGGUGCUUCAAAAGUGCGAGACAAACUUCGUCGAGAUAUUGAUUCACACGCUUCAUCUGUGCGCAGUGCAAAAUUAUCAGAGAUAAUGACUAGCUUUGAGACACAACUAGUCAAGGCAUUGGCUGAGCCUGUUGAGUCCCUCUUUGAAGCUGGGGGAAAAGACACUUGGCUUUCUAUCAGAAAACUUCUUAAACGUGAGACUGAAGCUGUUGUAUCAAAAUUUUUAACUUCCAUUGCUGGUUUUGAGCUUGAUGAAGAAACAAUUGAAAGAAUGCAACAAACCUUAAGGGACCAUGGAAGAAAAGUGGUGGAAAAUAAAGCAAGAGAAGAAGCUGGAAAGAUUCUUAUUCGCAUGAAAGAUAGGUUCUCCACAGUAUUCAAUCAUGACAGUGAUUCACUACCUAGGGUUUGGACUGGGAAGGAAGAUAUCAGAGCAAUUACAAGGGAUGCUCGCUCUGCGUCGCUGAAGCUUCUAUCAGAUCUGGCUGCUAUACGCCUGGAUGAGAAGCCAGAUCGUAUUGAAAGUGUACUUCAUUCAUCGCUCAUAGAUAAUAAAACUGUUACUGCAUCAUCUUCACAAUAUACAAGUAGAGAAGCUUCUGUGGAUCCUCUGGCUUCAAGCACGUGGGAGGAGGUUUCUCCUGGAGGUGUACUUAUCACUCCAGUGCAGUGCAAGUCUUUGUGGAGACAAUUCCAGGGUGAAACUGAGUAUACUGUCACCCAAGCUAUUUCAGCUCAGGAGGCCUACAAGCGAAGUAACAAUUGGUUGCCUCCUCCAUGGGCAAUCAUGGCAAUGGUCGUUCUUGGUUUUAAUGAGUUCAUGUUGCUUCUAAAGAAUCCUCUCUACCUGUUGGUUAUAUUUGUUGUUUAUCUAGUCGUAAAGGCCGUUUGGAUACAAAUGGACAUAGCUGGAGAGUUUCGACAUGGCGCUCUACCUGGGUUACUCUCCAUUUCAUCAAAGUUUCUUCCCACAGUCAUGAACCUUCUUAAACGUCUAGCUGAAGAAGCUCAAGGGAAUCCAGCACCUCAAGGAACACAACCACAAAGUUCAGCAACUCAGAUAUACAGAAAUCAAGUGCAAAAACCUGAUCGAGUAUCAAGUUCAAAUUCGGCUGUGUCUAGUGUUAGCUCAUCUGGAGAUGAUAGUGAAUACUCAACGACAAACUUGUCUCACAGGCAAAGAACAAACGUUACAGAAGUUGAGAAAAUUUAAGUUGAAGUUGGCAUCAGAAUAGAUUAUCCACUAGUUAGGGUGCUUACCCAGAUAAGUUUUGUAUUGUAUUUUUGCUUUCGUUUACUAUAGUGUAAAUUGAUCUGACUAUGUGAAGGACCCCUAUUUGGGUUCUACUUCAAAAUAUUAUCCGUCCUAUAGUGACUGAAUAUAGUACUGCAAACUAAUUCUCCUUUGAAUUUUAACAACUUUAAAAUGUUGAUAUUCUGAUGAA